AUGCAUUUCACCUCUACCCUUUCAGUCCUGGCUACUGCCUUGUCCCUCGCUGUCGGAACUAGCGCCUGGACUCAGUCUGGAGAUGGAACUUGGGUCGCCAACAACGAGUGGCACUACUUGUACAGGACUGGCUGGACUGCCCAUCAGUCAUGCACGUGGAUGAACACUGAAGAUCCCCGCGCUGAGGGUACAGCUUGUGCUUACUGGACCAAUGGUCAAGGAGGCACUUUCAAUGGCCGCUGUCAAUGGCAGGGUCCCCCUCAGAACACAAUCAGCUGCGCGUAA
Molecule: messenger RNA, 285 nt
Organism: Fusarium sp. VM40
Lineage: Eukaryota; Fungi; Ascomycota; Sordariomycetes; Hypocreales; Nectriaceae
Source: the annotation of a GenBank genome assembly